AUGAUUCUUUUUAAAUUUGAAAGCUGCAUUUUUUUCUUAUUUAAUAGCAUUUUACAUGACUGUUUUUACAGUUCAGAACCGGAGAUUAUUCAGACGGAGCAGUGGUUACGUCCUUGUAAACGAUUACCUCUUCGAAAAAGAGUUUCAGUUCCUAGUAAUGAAUAUUUUUGCAGUGCAGAAGAAUAUACAGAAAGCAGUUUGUUGGAACCAAACAAUUGUGAGACUGACGAUCAGUUAUUUACUGAGUCAUCUGUCGAACUCAGCUUUUAUGACUAUAAACAUACGAAAGCGAGAUUGGAACAGACUUUGAUUUCACUAUCAGAAACUCCAAGAUCUAAUGAGGAGAAGGCAGGAACAGAUAUUCAGUAUCUCUGCGUCAUGUCUAUGGAAAUACUGGCCUUAACUUCGCGUGGUAUGCCAGUACCAGAUCCUAAAUGCGAUGAGAUUUUAGGCAUAUUUUACACCGUUUUUACGGAUGUUUGUUGCCAAAAUGAAACUGAUUGCGUUAAUGGCGUUUUGCUGAACAUGGAUGAGGCUGUAAUUGCAGAGAAUGAUUCCUAUACUUUUGUAACCUCUGAAAAUGAUUUAUUUUGUUCUUUUGCCAAAAUUAUUCAAAGGUAUGAUCCUGAUAUAGUCAUUGGAUAUAAUACUACUCGAUAUUCGUGGGGUUAUCUUAUUGAAAGGUCACUCGUUUUGGGGCGAAAUUUGCUGUCAGAAAUUUCGCGAUAUCAUAUCGAUAUCAAUCAUUAUUAUCGUCCUGGAGAACAAAGUAGAAUUAAAUGGGUAAAAGAGUUAGAUACAACUCCAAAAGGUAGAAUACUUGUAAAUAUAUGGCGUAUUAUCCGAUCUGAAGUUUCGCUAAGAAAUUACACACUCUCGAAUGUGGUGAAUAAACUUUUGAAUCGACGAUUUCCACAGUACAGUUUUCCAACUCUAACGGAAUGGAUUUUGUCGAAUAGAAAGGAUUUAAUUUGCUUGGUUUUGCAUCACUUACAGCUUAGUUGUCAGCUUAAUAUGAUUGUACUUUUGCGUCUGGAUUUCUUUACCAAAACAUCUGAAAUGGCGCGUCUCUAUGGGAUACAGUUUAAUGACGUAUUUACACGUGGUUCUCAAUUUCGUGUUGAAUCAAUGCUUUUACGACUUGCACAUCAACAGAAUUACGUUGCUCCAAGUAUCUCAACUUUGCAAAGGGAAAUGAUGUGCUCACCUGAAACCUUACCACUUACUAUGGAACCAGAAUCAGGUUACUACAAUGAUCCAGUCAUUGUACUGGAUUUUCAAUCACUUUACCCAUCAAUUAUUAUUGCUUAUAACUACUGUUUCUCAACAUGCCUUGGAAAGUUACUGCAUGUUACAAAUAUUGAUCUUAUUAAUAAAGUGAUUGAAUUCGGUGGCUUGGAAUAUAACUGUCCGUUGGACGAUAUUAUUUCAAUGCACAAAAAGCGCGAACUGCAUAUAUCGCCAACAGGAGUCAUUUUUUGCAAGAAAUCUGUUCGGAAAGGUUUGAUGCCUCUGAUGCUUGAAGAAAUAUUGGAUACAAGAGUAAUGGUGAAAAAAGCAGUCAAGAAAUAUAAAGAUAAUAGAUUGUUAGCUCGUACAUUGGACGCACGACAAAUAGCGUUGAAAAUGGUAGCUAAUGUGACUUAUGGAUAUUCUGCAGCAAAUUUCAGUGGUCGGAUGCCUUGUGUAGAGGUGGCUGAUGCUAUCGUUAGUAAGGGAAGAGAAACUUUAGAGCGAGCUAUCCAUCUAGUGAAUUCUGGGAAUUAUGGGAAUUCACGAGUUGUAUAUGGUGAUACUGAUAGUAUGUUCGUCGUUUGCCCUGAAGCAACUCGCAUUGAAGCAUUUGAUAUUGGAAGAAGGAUUGCUGAUGAUGUCACUAAUGCAAAUCCUAAACCAGUGAAAUUAAAAAUGGAGAAAGUUAUGCAUCCACUUAUUUUGGAAUCAAAAAAACGAUAUGUGGGAAUGAGUUAUGAAAGCGCAACUGAUUCCGAGGGUGUUUUCGAUUCUAAAGGAAUUGAAACAGUCCGAAGAGACUCGUGUCCUCUUGUUUCAAGAAUCCUAGAGAAAGUUUUACGUCUGCUUUUUUCUAACAACGUGAAUCAGAUGAUGCGUUAUUUAGAUAUUCAGCUAUCAAAUCUCUCACAGCUCGCACUCUCAGAGUUUAUUUUUAGUCGUGAAUAUCGUAAAUCAUAUGCGCAGUCUGCAGUUGUGGCGUCAAAGCUGAUAGCAGAAAAACGAAAGGCUAUAUCUUUGCGCUAUGAACCAGAAGUUGGUGAACGAGUGCCAUUUGUGAUUGUUUCUGGCGAACCAAAUAGCACAUUGAUAUCAUGCGUUCGAGAACCACAAGAAUUCAUAUCUGAUCGUCGUAUGACACUUAAUUUCGAAUAUUAUGUGAAUCGUCAAGUGCUGCCUUCACUGCAACGAGCUCUUGACUACGUGUUUCUAAAAAUUGAAUGGCGUUGUCCGACAAUAGUUGGAUGUUAUAAAUGUAGGGCAUUAGGUACUCGGCUUUGGUGUACAAAAUGCAUUACUGAUCCAAAAGCUCUUGUACUUGCACUAACUAAUUAUUAUCAAGAAAAACGUCUGCUUGCAAAGCUCAAUAAUAUUUGCCCUUUACGAUCAAUCAGCAUUGAUUAUAGCAAAUGCAUUAAUAUGGCAUGCAUCGUAAAACAAAAACGAAUUUUUUUGGGUCGUUCAGUGACAGCUGAUGCUGUGAAAACUCAUGCUUUAACUGAUAAAGAGACCUUCCUGAAUUUUGAGUGAAA
This is a messenger RNA of Thelazia callipaeda (thelaziosis nematode), 2765 nucleotides long. The record is from the annotation of a GenBank genome assembly. NCBI's taxonomy places the organism in Eukaryota, Metazoa, Nematoda, Chromadorea, Rhabditida, Thelaziidae.